Messenger RNA from Funneliformis geosporum, 1023 nucleotides. The record is from the annotation of a GenBank genome assembly. Lineage: Eukaryota; Fungi; Glomeromycota; Glomeromycetes; Glomerales; Glomeraceae.
AUGCCUCCUUCCGAAAAUUUAAAUCAAGAAUUGGAACCCUAUGACUACCGACACCCCCUUUAUAUUGGUGAUUGGAGAAAAUCUAUCGCUUACCUUGAUGAAGAUUUCGCCAGAGAUGAUUUGGAUGAACCUCAUAUGAAGCGAAGGAUAACCAUCUUAAGGCAACACCCAGAAAUCGAACAAUUAUACGGAUACGAUAUUAAAACGAUACCAAUCGCCAUUUUAGUCGACCUGAUACAAAUUCUUUCCGCGUAUAUAUUUGGGCGCAUUGCAUUGGAUCAUAAUUGGGCGAUAAUCAUAUAUGCCUUCGUCGUUGGAGGAUCGAUGACUCAACUUAGUUUUAUCAUCAUUCACGAAGCGGCCCAUUGUCUUGCCGCCCCAACGAGAUGUCAAAAUCGAAUUGUUGGACUCUUGGCGAAUAUAGCGAUUCCUUUACCCAUAGCAAUGUCAUUUCGUCGAUAUCAUUUGGAGCAUCAUGUAUUCCAAGGCGUGGAUGGGUUUGAUCCCGAUUUACCUUUAGAUUGGGAGAAGAGAUUUAUUCGCGGCAAUACCUUUUUGAAGCUGUUAUGGCUUAACUUGUAUCCAGUGAUCUAUCUCCUCCACGUUAUCAUAUAUUACUUUUGUGGAGUGAGAGGGUUACUCUAUCUAUUCCUAUCAAUUUGGUUUGGUUAUAGCAUUCAUCCCGUGGCCGCUCACUUCAUUCAAGAACAUUAUACUUUUGAUGAUGGGCAAGAGACAUAUUCUUAUUAUGGAACUUUAAAUAGUAUUUUCAUGAAUAUAGGGUAUCACAAUGAACAUCACGAUUUCACAAGGAUCCCGUGGUCCAAAUUACCCGAAAUACGUCGGAUAGCGACUGAAUAUUACGAUGAUUUAGCUUAUCACACAUCCUGGUUUAUGGUGCAUUGGAAUUUUGUCACUAAGAGUCAAUUUGGACCGCAGAGCCGCGUAAGGAGAAGCGUGCGAGAUCACAAAAAAGGUCGAAAGAUGUUAAGUGUUUUGAAAAAAGCUUUAACAGAAGAAUGA